AUGAAUAAGGAUCAAAAACCAAAAGUUCGAAAACGGGCAACACAUAUUGUAACAGACUCCAAACCACGACACAAUUAUGGCAGUGAAAAGCCAUUGUUUGUGUACUCUUGUUUAUGUGGUCAAAUGUCUCUGAUCAUUGAUUGCUUGAUUGACAAAUUGCCUCGACGUCCGCGUGAUGGUGCCCGGGUGAUUGAUGGUUCGAAACGGGCACACAAAACGACAGCUACACCGGCUAAUCCCCUAACCCCGGUCUAUUUGCGUUGGCCCAACGGGAUUGAACGGCAGUUUCGGCGCUAUUGCAAAAGCUGCGGGUUGCCCAUAUUUUAUCGGCACAAAGUUGAUAACCCGGUGGCCGAGUUCAUUAUUGAGGGCGCGCUUAAACUACAAGAUGAUCAGACCGCACCACCUACUUCCAUGCUCCAAGCAAAACGACCGGUUCGGGCGGAGGAUGAGAGCAGUGCGAACGCACGUCUACUCGAAGCACUAGCGGCCGAGGCCGCGGCUGUCCAAAGCGAAUCGAACGGUGCCCCACUACGUCACAGUGUCCAACAACAAGAAACCACUCAAGGUAUAGAUACGGCAGUCACCGUGUCCACCAUUGAGGAUGAGGAGGAGGAGGCCGAGGCAAAGGAGAUCGCUGACUCCUACGCAGCUAACGCGCGUGUGAUUGAGCAGGAGAUGAUCCGACGGGGUAUUAUCAAGCGUCGUCUAGUGGAAGAGGCGAACGAAGAAGCUCAACAACGUCGUAUUNCGUCGUAUUCGAGGAACUUUGAUUGA
Molecule: messenger RNA, 777 nt
Organism: Echinostoma caproni
Lineage: Eukaryota; Metazoa; Platyhelminthes; Trematoda; Plagiorchiida; Echinostomatidae
Source: the annotation of a GenBank genome assembly